Rotaria socialis is the source of this 1866-nucleotide messenger RNA. Lineage: Eukaryota; Metazoa; Rotifera; Eurotatoria; Philodinida; Philodinidae. The record is from the annotation of a GenBank genome assembly.
AUGAAAAAAUCUAGUUCUUCCAGUUCUCUUGACUUGCCAGAUACUUCAGCGGAUUUAAUACUAACAUCCACAUUAGAUCCGAUUACUACAUCUGUUACUUCAGAGUUAAAGAGACGCAUGGACAUUAUUCCAACACCAAACCGGCCAGACAGAUUAGUCAAGUCCGCUGAUGUUUCAACUAAUAAUAUUGCUGAAAGUUCGUUACUAACUACUCUUCUUUCUACCGAAGCUCCUACGUUUAAGGAAGAUGAUCGUGUGAAGCACGAUCAUAAUAGUGAUGCUUUAGAAAUACCGUAUCAAGUUGAAAGUAGCCAUACAAAGAAAGAUGCUAAAAAUGAUACCGAAGGAGAAGAUGCCACAUUCGAUUCAUUUAUAUAUGAACAUUUCGUUCCUUUUUCUGGAAAAGAACAAUUAAAUAAGUGGUUAGACGAGACUGAUGCACUCUUUCGUCGCUUUAAAAUAUCGCGUCACCUUCGUUUACAAGCUGUACCGUUGUUAGUUAGUGGUGACGCUCAGCGUCAAUAUAUAAGAAGUCGUCAUUCCAUCAAAUCUUUUGAUGAUUUUUACGAAUUUCUACUUACAUAUUUCGAUUCAGCUGCUCUUACCAUUUGUAGUUCUAAUUCAAAUAAAGUCAAUCAUAAGGUUGAAUUUGCCACAGACACUAUGGACAUUAGUAAUCUCUCUAGUCAUUCUGCAUUAAACACUAAACAUACAACCGAUACUACUGCGUUGUCACAUUCAUGUAUUUCUUGUUCUUCUAAACUUAUUAAUGAUGAUACCACCACGAAGAUUGGUGAUGUGUCAGACACGAAGUCAGCAAUAAAUACAUCAAAAAAUAAUCACUCAUCAUCAGAUUCAGUCAUUCCAGAUUUACGUAAGGCUAUUAUAGCAAAUUUUAUACGAAAUCCGAAAACUUUUCGUGGUUACAAAGAUGAUGUAACGAAAUGGUUAGAUGAGAUUGAUUAUGUUAUGCAAAUAGCACAUGUACCAGAAGAAAAUCGACUCGAUUUAAUCUCGUAUAGCUUGAGAGGUGAUGCAAAUCAGUGGUUUAAAAAUAACAAGUCGCUGCUUACGAGUUGGGAUAAAUUCACUCAAGAAAUUAAAAAAGCUUUUAGUUCAUCUUUCUCCGAAGAACUAGCGUUUAAAACCCUUGAAUCAUAUGCUCAAGGAGAGAACCAAUCGGUUCGUAAUUUUUUCAACGAAAUUCUAAAACUAUGUAAACGAGCUGAUUCCAAUAUGAGCGAGUCCACUAAGUUGAAGAACUUAUUAAACAAAGUCAAACCUAGCAUUCAGCUCGAAGUUCGUAAGAAAAAGCCAAAUACGACUACUGAAUUUCUUGAAUAUGCAACCGAAAUCGAAGAACUAUUUCAGUUAUCUAAUAUAAGUACAAAUGCAACUUUUAGUUCUGCUUCUAAAUCAAAAGACUUUUCUAAGAAUGAGGGUACUUCGAAUAAUUCUUCUUUUCAAUAUUCCAACAGUAAUCGUAGUAAUUAUCGUUCAUCACCACAAACCAAGUUCAGUAAUAAUAUAGGAUCAGGUACAAAUACGCCUAAUAAAAAAUAUACAUUUAAUUCAGAUCGUACACAAGUUUCUAACUCGAAUUAUUAUUCUCAAUCGGCUAGUCCAUCCUUAUCUACUAAUCAAUACAGUGAAAAUACAGAUAGGCAUAAGAAGAUUAAUAGACAACAACGUAAGAAUUUAUAUAAUAAUCCAAAUCAUAAGUCGGCAUCUCGUUCAGCAAAUGCCGUUUUUACAUCAAACUUGUCACCAACUAGUGAUGACAAUAUUAGUACUCUUUCAACAGUAGUUUGUCAACUUUGUAAUAUAAUGGGACAUGACGCUUCGUCAUGCCAAAAUUUUCAGUGA